This is a messenger RNA of Salmo salar (Atlantic salmon), 2621 nucleotides long. It is a transcript of the gene aifm4, whose product is annotated as apoptosis inducing factor mitochondria associated 4. Lineage: Eukaryota; Metazoa; Chordata; Actinopteri; Salmoniformes; Salmonidae. Gene Ontology annotation, cellular component: cytoplasm. The record is from RefSeq and is a predicted model, not a curated record. Gene Ontology annotation, molecular function: 2 iron, 2 sulfur cluster binding; oxidoreductase activity, acting on NAD(P)H.
CCCUUACCGUGGGUGUGGAAAUUGAAGAGUUCCCUAGCGCUGCCACCAUCACAUUUCUGCUUAGUCAUUCUCACUGUAUGUUUUGUUUGCCAAAGUGAUGACUGUAUGGGUUAUUUCAGUUAUUUAUUUUGUCGCAAACAGCCUACACCCUUGGAUAAGAUAAGACGAGUUCAGCUUGGUUUGGUUCUUUUGGUGCUGCCGUCGGUAGAAAAGGUCGCCGAAGUCUUGGGUCCAUCUGCACAGUGACAGACUGCAGCAUCAUCGUGAUACCGCGUGACAGUGGCUUGGGAUGCACGCGCGAACGACGCUUUGGUUGAAAAAUAAGGCGACCGGCUGUUUUGUACAGAGAUACGGUUCACGUUUCGUUUUCUCUGGGACCAGUGCAUUGUCUGGCAGGAAAACAGAUAUGAGUCAAGGCCAGGGUCAAGAUCCUACAGGUCAGGACCAAGAUCAGGUCACUGGGAUGGUGUGUCUGGAGUCUGACCUGCAAGAUGGACAGAUGAAGGAGGUGGAGGUGGAUGAGCAGAAGAUUCUAUUGGUCCGUACCCAGGGCCUGUAUAGUGCUGUAGGGAGCAAAUGUUCCCACUAUGGCGCUCCUCUCAUCAAAGGAGCCUUAGUCGGGGACAGAGUGAGAUGUCCCUUUCAUGGUGCGUGCUUCAACAUCAAGACUGGAGAUAUUGAGGAGUAUCCUGGCCUGGACUGUUUGCCUAGUUAUAAGGUCAAAGUUGAAGAUGGUAAAGUUUAUGUGUCAGUAAACAAAAAGUCUUUGAAGCUGUACAAGCGGGUGAAGGAUAUGAGCUGCAGAGUGUCAGGGGUCAGGCACACCAUCCUGCUGAUAGGAGGAGGACCUGCCUCUUUGCUGUGUGCCGAGACUCUGCGACAGAACCGCUACGAAGGUCGAAUCGUCAUGGUGACCAGGGACACCCUGCCACCAAUUGACAAGCCCAAGCUCAGUAAGGCAAUGCAUUUGGAGAGUGUUAGCCUCCUCCUUCGGCCAACUGACUUCUUCCAGCAGCAUGACAUAGAGCUGUGGAUGCAAAAGGAGGCAGUAUCUGUGAACCCAGUGGAGAAGACAGUGAAGCUGAAUGACGGCUCCUUGCAUUACUAUGACCAGCUGCUCAUAUCAACAGGCUGCAGGGCGAGGCCUCUGAGCUGUCCUGGCUCUGAGUUGGAGGGAGUGAGGAUACUGCAGAGCUACGAGGACGCCAAGGAGAUCCACCAAUCCUGUGUGGGAAAGAAGGCUGUGGUCGUUGGAGCCUCCUUCAUAGGUAUGGAGGUGGCAUCCUACUUGGCAGACAAAGCUGCCAGUGUGGCGAUGGUUGGCAACGGCUCAUAUCCCUUUGAGAGGUCCCUGGGCCCAGAGAUUGGGAAGAUGACAAUGCAGAUGUUGGAGGAGAGCAAAGUCAAGUUCUACAUGAACGACGGAGUGGUGGAGAUCAUAGGGGAGAAUGGCAAGGUGAAAGAGGUUGUUCUGAAAAGCGGUGCGGUUGUGGAAACGGAUGUGGUGAUAGCAGGGAUCGGUGUCAUCCCUAACUCUGACUUCCUGAAGGAAAGCCAGGUGGAGGUGGAUUCUAGAAAGGCUGUCAUCAUUGAUAAGUUCAUGAGAACCAACAUUCCAAAUGUUUUUGGAGCAGGAGACGUGACGUCCUUCCCUCUCACCAUACGGAAAGACCAGAGGGUCAAUAUUGGACAUUGGCAGUUGGCAUCAGCUCACGGAAGGGUUGCAGCACUGAAUAUGUUACAGAAGCAGAUUAAGAUCGAUUCUGUUCCUUUCUUCUGGACAGUGCUGCUAGGGAAGAGUGUCCGCUACACAGGCUACGGUGAAGGAUACACAGAGAUCAUAUUCAAGGGCAAAGUUGAGGAGAGGAAGUUCCUAGCUUUCUAUAUCAAGGAUGAUCAGGUGGUGGCAGCAGCCAGUCUGAUGUUUGACCCUGCUGUCGCUCGACUGGCAGAGAUGAUGUCAAACGGAUUAGUCAUAACCAAGGCACAGGCACAGUCUGAUGACCUCAGUUGGUUGCAAAUGUAAACCUCCUCUUCCUGCAACACUCCAUGGUCAAUGCCCGUCGACGGUACCUCCUUUAACCCUCAAAUCAAUAUAUAUAUAAAACAUUUUCUUACUCUUCUCUCUGUUUCCUUAUCACUCUUUAUUCUUUCCCCACUUGCCAAAGUCAAUUUUUCCAUUAAAACCAAACCAAAGGCCAUUCAGAUCUGUCCAAGGCACUGUAACCAUGGUUACAGACGACUUUGAUUCCAUUCUUGUUCCCUGGCCUGUGUGCCCUUUGAUGACACAUCAAAUUAGCAAGAACAACUCUGUAAUAUACAGUGAGUGGGAACAGCAUAAUAAAAUUAACUCAAAUGGCAACAAUUCAGACUUUAUUGAAGGCUUUGAGAUGUAGAGACUAGACCGUAGCUGUUACAACAGACAGAGAGAGAUGGACAAGGGAUUAAAUGAAAUUAAUAACUACGACAGUAAUCUGCUAGUUCGUUAAACAUGGUACUGUUACUGUACAAUAAAAAGCCAAUUGGUCUCAGGAAUAUGUUUGCUGAUCGAAAACUACUGGGCGUUCUGUGUGAUCUGUAGUUUUUUAAAUCUUCUUAGGAAUAAAAGGACUAUUCUAUGA